Messenger RNA from Cicer arietinum (chickpea), 1454 nucleotides. RefSeq names its product transmembrane emp24 domain-containing protein p24beta3-like. NCBI's taxonomy places the organism in Eukaryota, Viridiplantae, Streptophyta, Magnoliopsida, Fabales, Fabaceae. The record is from RefSeq and is a predicted model, not a curated record.
UUCCUAUUAAAAAAUAUAACAUCAAAAGUCUAUUGAUUUAUGUUACCCUUCAUUUAUGUUGUCCAAUAUUGAAGAUGUCAUGUAAAAUAAAGAUAAAGUCUUAAAUGAAUUUAUAAAAAAAAUACAUAUCUCAUUUCUCAUUUUACAUAGAUGAAUUAUGUUUAAUAUAAAAACUAAUAUCACUUAUGUUCUCUGCAGUGAUAUCGUUAUAUGUCUGAAUGUAUUACUCAUAUUAUUUGCAAUGAAAUAAGUUGAAUUUGAUGGUGCGAAAAAGAAAAGGAAAAAGAAAAAAAGAAAAGCAUGAUAGCAUUGUCUUGUAAAAUAAAUAUGAGAAUUAAUUGAAAUAAUAUCUCUCUCUGUAUCUUUGUAGUUGUAAUUAUUAUUUGAGAUUUAUUUAGUCUUUCUUUUUUUCUUUUUUUUUUUUAUUUCAAACUACUUUUGUCCUCCGGUAACACUUUUUGUUUUUUUUUUAAUAAUUGUUUCAGUUUUAUAUAUACUUUAGAUAUAUCUACAAGCAACACACAUGGCUAGCGAAACUUUAGAUGCUAGUAAUGACCUGUUAAACUACAUAACCAUAUUUAAAGCCGUUAAAAAUUAUCAUUUGACGAAUGAUAAUUAUUAGCAUUCUUACAAGAGAGAUCCAAAACAACUCAAUAGUUUGAUUAGUGAAUUAGGCUUGAACAUUAAUCAGAACAAAGUGGAAAAUGGAUUGGCUUUCAAAUAUUUGUACUAUUGCGAUCAUUUUCUUUGGUACCAUAAUUUGUCACGCAUUUGCUCUCUCGAUCAGUCUACACGAUGUGGAAUGCGUAUCAGAGCAUGUUCCAUAUGAAGGUGAUAUUAUUUCUGGAAACUUUGUCGUCAUGGACCACGAUAUAUUUUGGAGCUCGGAUCACCCUGGAAUUGAUUUUACGGUGACAUCUCCGGGAGGAAAUGUGAUUCAGUCUUUGAAGGGAACAUCAGGGGACAAGUUUGAGUUCAAAGCCACACAAAGUGGAAUUCAUAAGUUCUGCUUUCAUAAUCCUUUCUCUACGCCAGAAACUGUAUCCUUCUAUGUCCAUGUUGGCCACAUUCCAAAUGAACAUGAUUUAGCUAAAGAUGAGCAUUUGGAUCCAAUUAAUGUGAAGAUUGCUGAGUUGAGAGAAGCAUUGGAAUCUAUUAUAACAGAACAAAAGUACUUGAAAGCACGUGAUGCUAGACAUCGACAUACAAAUGAGAGCACUAGAAAACGUGUUGUCGUUUACACACUCUUGGAGUAUAUUUUAUUCGUCACUACAAGUAUAUUGCAAGUGGUAUACAUUCGUCGACUCUUCAGCAAAUCAUUUGCUUACAAUAGGGUGUAGACUUACUUCAACAAAAAUUGAUAUCUUUUAUUUACAAUUUUAAUUAAAUACAACAAUUUUAUUUUUGUUUAUAUUUGAGAUUAGAUGAAAUAUAUUAUAACUUUGUCUUUGAUA